CACAAACCAAAGACAUCUGGAAGGCCCAGCGCAAAUGGGUGCACGCUGCCAUGGCCGAGGCGUACAAGCAGCACUUCUACGGGCACGUGGAGCGCGAGACGAGGCGGUAUUUGGGCCUGCUGCUCCUGGACCCGGCGCGGUUCCUCGACUACACGCGCGAGUACUGCGGGCGCGUCAUGUCGCGGCUGGCCUGGGACGACGCGACGCAGGGGCGGGCCAACGGCGAGAGCGCCGACACGACGCUGCACUGCAUGAGCGUGUCGGGCCCCAUCACCAACACGGCCACGCCCCUGUGGCACCUGCCCGCCUUCGCCAACCCCUGGUACCGCUUCGAGAUCCGCCGCGAGCGCGAGCAGCGCGCCUGGUGGCUCAGCAACUUCCGCCUGGCCAAGGACCGCAUGCGGAGGGGCGACCUGCCCGGCGACACGUGGGCGUACCGCUACUUUGAGCAGGUCGGGAGAGAGGGGAACGGCGAUCUCGACCAGACCGAGGACCAGGAGGUGUUUGCGAGCUGCAUGAUCGGCUUCCUCAACCUCGUCGGGGUCAUUACCAUCAGCGGGCCCCUGAAGUUCUUCCUCAUGGCCAUGGCCCUGCAUCCGGACUGCCAAAUCAAGGCACAGGCCGAGAUCGACCGCGUCUGCGGCGACCGCAUGCCGACGAUGCAGGACUUUGCCGAUCUGCCGACGGUCCGGGCGUGCAUGAAAGAGACGGUCCGGUGGAGGUCGAGUGUGCCCUUGGGUGUCCCUCAUCAAGCAGAGCGCGACGACGAGUACAGGGGGGUAAAGAUCAAGAAGGGAACCGUUGUCCUCGCCUGCGAAUGGGCCCUCAACCGCGUGCCGAGCCGGUAUCCGGACGGGGACAGCUUCCGGCCAGAGCGUUGGCUAGAGCCCGGGUGGCCGACGUACCAGGAGCCGCUGACGCGGUACCCCAACUUCCGCGAGGGCCAGGCGAUGCACACGUUCGGCUGGGGCCGCCGCACCUGCCUGGGCCAGCACCUGGUCGACGACGAGACCUUCGUCUUCGCCGCCGCCGUCCUGUGGGCCUUUGACCUCCGCCCCAAGGCCUGCCCGCGCACCGGCGAACCCGUGCCCAUCGACAGCCAGGCGACCAACAGCCACGUCAUCCUCGAACCCAGGCCGUACCAGCUCAGCAUCCGCGUCCGCAGCGCCGAGCGGGGCAAGCGGGUGCUGGAGGGCUACCGUGAGGUCAUGGGCGAGUUGAGGCUCUAAGGAUGGGGUGGAAUGCUAUAAAAGGCGUGAUAUAAGGGAUUAUUUUCUUUUCUAGUAGUGUUGGGUGGUUGCUCGUGGCUGAUCUCGGUACAGGUAAGGGAUCAGUCUUGAAUAUCUCCUUCCC
Molecule: messenger RNA, 1353 nt
Organism: Thermothelomyces thermophilus ATCC 42464
Lineage: Eukaryota; Fungi; Ascomycota; Sordariomycetes; Sordariales; Chaetomiaceae
Exons: 3
Coding region: 51-1229 (392 amino acids)
Molecular function (GO): heme binding; iron ion binding; monooxygenase activity
Source: RefSeq, a predicted model, not a curated record